This is a messenger RNA of Xyrichtys novacula (pearly razorfish), 44606 nucleotides long. Lineage: Eukaryota; Metazoa; Chordata; Actinopteri; Labriformes; Labridae. The record is from the annotation of a GenBank genome assembly.
GAUUCAACCGUCUCGAGCUGCUGCUCCGGUCAGUUACUACAAAAUGGCUGCAGAGGCUCCGCCGCCGACGAGAACCUCUUGAACGUUUCACGGUAGGUUUUUUUAAAUUUGACGUUUUCGGGCGGUUAGGACGACAUUUCUGCUCCUUGUCGCCUCUAACCGUCGGUAAAAUCGCGGCAUUCCGGAGUGAAAAAUGGCAGCUGUGGCAGGAAUGAGAAUAUUUCCAGCUCAGCCCACUUUGACAUCAAUGUUUUCUUCGCUCCGAGCAGUUUAACGUCCGCGUUUUUUACUUUCUGCUAACCCUAAACGCGGAUUUGAUACGCUUUCUCGACGCUAACUGUGACUUUUUAGCGUACUAGCUUUUGAAUUGAAGUGAUUGAAGGGCACCCUGGUUGGUUUUCGGUUGUUGUAGUUGUAGCAGGCAGCAAGCAGCAGGCUUCGGCUCUCUAACGGCUGCUGUUGCAUCGGUGUGAAGGAGAGUUGACAUGAAUAUUUCUGCUGAACAUGUACCGAGCUGCAGAGCCUCUAACAUGCAUCACCUGGUGGAUAAACGCAUUAGCAAACACGGAUGAAUUACUGAUUUAAUAGCCGCACUAGGUUUCCUUUAUUUAGAGUGGUUGUUGCAUAUGCAUUAUCAUCCCUACAGCCAUUUACUCACUUUAAAGUAGAUGUUUUCCACGUCAAAUGCAGCUGUCUGUAGUCAAAACUUCUCCUUUAAUGGAUGUAUUGCUUUUGGACUCUGUCACAUAAUCUGCAUUUGUUGGAUUACAGCUCCUCAGCCUUGGUUGCAGCAGAAGGGAGCUGUGUAAACCUUGAGAUAAGAUGCAUCAGUGAUUGCUUCCUGUAUUUCCCUCACCAUAGAGACAGCCCUCAUUGCCCCGGGUUCCUGCUGCAGCUUGAUAUCCUGCAGUGUCACACACACACACACUCCUGAUGGAGCAGGCGGUGUGUACAGACUGGGUAUGCCCACACUCAUGCAUGCAGAGGGCCGGCUGACGUCAGCGCAGAGGCCUGCUGCUUUUACUAAUGUGUAAAUAGAGUCCCUAAUUUGGGACUGGGACUGGCAAGGGAUGAAGGGAUAGUUGGGGUGAAGGGAAGGGGGUCUUUUCUGUCCCCGGCCGGGUCAGGGGCCCCAGUCAGCACCCAAGCCCCUGAAAGAGGCAGUGUGUUCACAAAGAGGCGCCAAAGGGGGCUUGAUAACAAAAACAGGCCACUAAAUACUGUGAUUACUUUAAGGCUCAGGUCGUAGCCUCACUUUGAGUUUAAAACUUUUGGUGGCUGUUUUCAGACUUGGACACGAGGUCUGGGGGGGCAGGUUGCCAGAUUGUGGCAUUUAGUCUGGUGUCAGUGAUUAGGUACUUAGCUGGAGCUCUCUGUAAAGAUGAUGAGCAUGUAUUGUGUACAAAGGAGUUUAUUACUGUAACAGAACAAGUUUUGAAGCGGUCUUGUUUUCACAGUUGCUCCAAUCCUGAGCCGGAUUUCUUGCACAGAUUAUUUUAAGGGCUGUUAACAGUUUACAUAACAUUUUAAAGACUGAACAAACUCUCUAGUAGGAGCUGUCUGAUGUAAAAAUUCAACAAUCGCUCAGAGUUAUGCAAACUGCCUCAAGUUCAGGUCGAUACUUCAUCAAGAAGCUUCAUUUCUUCUCAUUUAUAGAGACAAAUGUGUACUGCUUUAGAAAGGUACACGCUUGGAGUUUAAUAAGACAGAUUUUAAAGAUGUCCUGUGAUUGAUUGGACUCAUAAAUAGUCAGGGAAGCUUGUGAAAAGUGUUCAAUAGUUUUAGAGCGUAAAACUGACACAGGGACUGGAGGCUGUGCUUUUUGGAGCACGUCCAUACAAGUUAUUUUAGGGCCGGUUCAGAGUGCCAGGAGUGCAGCAGCAUACGUUUCUCUCUUCCUUGUCGUCAGGCCGGGUCAGAAAGCAUUAACAUGACCACACUGAGAAUAGCUUCAAGUACUUUAGCGAGUGCAAUCCUCUUUACAGAGUACAAGGACUUUGUUAGUGCUUACCAAGCAGUUUUUAAACCCUCGCACAAUUAGAAAGGUGGACGGACCAACUUGGUUGUUUGGGAAAUCUGCUGAACAAUGUGUUACAUGGAAUAUUUUUCAGGGGCUACACAAAAGCGGGGACUGCGCAGAAGAGCAGAGGGGGCUGCAUGCUCUGCCGUAGCUGUGGCGGCUGCUGCUGCUGCUGCUGUGGUUGCUAGUGAGCGCCUUCCCAAGGGUUCGCCGUGCUCUUGUUUGGCUUGCAGCGAUGGCAUUCCUGGCUCUGUGCCCAGCGACUGCCGUCUAGCACCCCUUCCCCCAUCCCUCUCACACACACACACACAUAACCAGCCCUGCUGUCGUAGCCCCCUCUUCAUCACUCCAAUGUGGGCCAGCUCCACAUUUACAUAUGCACAAUUCACCUUGCACACUUUGACUCUCUCUCCUCUCCAUCGCCACUCGAUUCUCUUCAGAUUUUACACCUGCUUUUAUUAGGCUGUCCUUGGUCUCUUUCCAGCCGGACUUUGUUUUCCUUUUUUCCUUUUUUUUUUCGCCUCCUUUGUCGGCGGAGCGAGUGUGUGGUUUAAAAAAGGACACCAGGCUUUAAUCCUGUUGUUCUGACAGGAGGGUGUAAUUCCACAACAGAGCUGAGCUUAUUGACCUGCGUCCUUCAUAUCGACACGAGGUGUGCUGCAAACAGCUGCCAAUGAUGGAGCUCAGCCCACUAUAAGUAAAUAAGCAAAUUAGUGAUUGGGAUUUGGUUAUUUAUACAGAUUGCCGCAUCGUUUGUUCGAUAAAAACGGAGCCUCGGGAUUGGAUUAAUUUGAAAAUCCUUGUUCCCACAAAAGGGAGUCCAUAUUUUGAAUACCUGUGUGCUAUUUGCAUACAUCCAAACAGAGUAGAUGUAUCAUUGUUGCAUCCUCUCCCUUUCACCAUCAGUCAGCGCUCUUGAGUUCAGGGGAAUCACAUCUGUCCAAGCCAGGCAGAUGUUUGGAAAUGAACCAGCAACUCUCAUUGAGACUCUCCGUCCUGCUAGGGGACCAAAUGUUUCUUAAACUGUAAUCAUUUUGACACUUUGCUCGACACUCGCUCUCGUCAUCUGCGUUGGAGGCCGACAGCGGCUCACAUUAACUGGAGCAUCUCUCUUAUCCUCUGAUCCUACAUGACACAAGCCCCACUGAUGCCUUUGAAAGGAGCAGCACCAGCUAUAUUUAGCAUGGCAGCUGCACCAGCAGGUUCUCUUUCCAGCCUCUUGGAGGUGAAAAUAAGUUAAUGAUGCGAAUUGGUAGCUAUGUUUAAGACGGCUGUGCGUUUUUGUGUCGGAGUGAAUUCCAACGACCUAAUCUCGGACUUGUAAUCUGGACUAAGAUCCGGUUAGAAAGCAGCUCUGUUUGUCGUGCAGCUCGCAGCUUUUAAGCAGCAGGCCUGUUGAGCAGCAGGAGUCAGCUUUCAGCCUCUGCAAACAUUGAAGGCAUGUGGUGAACAAGCCAGAAGGCCCAGUGUGCAAGUGAGUGAUAAAGUCUAAAAAUAAGGUUUGGAUUAUUGGCUCUUUUGUGCGGUGUCUUUUUCUUAAAUUUCCGUUUCUGAUUUAGUUGCUCUGUUUGUAUUAAAUAAAUGUGUCUAUCUACUGAAAGUGUCCAAAAAGAGGUGCGCUCAGGUCUCACUUGAAGGAACAGUAGCGGCGCUCCGGUUUUAUUUCGGACUUACUGGAUUAUGUGUGUUGACAACAAUGUGACACAGCUGGGGAGGGUAAAAAGAGCAGAAGAGACUGUCAUGGGGUCUGAUCUUCACCAUGACGUGACGCUUCCCUCCGUUGACCCUUUAACACCUGUCUGCGAGCCGCUCAGUCUGAGAGCAGAGGUGGCCGUGGCCUCUGAGACACGAGGGCAGCAGCUGCUGUCAUCCGGUUCACGAGGCACGGCUGAGAAAUCUGACAGAUAAGAUUGGGGUGAAAACUCAUCUGCACGGUCCGGGGUGAAGUUUUGCUCAAAGUGAUCACUGUGUCAGUCAGAUAAGUAGAUUAUGGUUUUAUAAAUCCUUCUUAGCUGAGGUACAUGACAGUUUACACGCUGGUGAGCUGUUACCUGUGUCCACGUACCAAGAUGAGAUGCAAAGGGACUUUUACUUAUGUACAAAUCCUGAUGUGCAUAUCCUAUAAACAAAAUAACUGUAAAAUCGAUCAGUCGGGCAGCAUUGUAGAUCUUUCACUCACAACAUUUCGAGUGUUGCUGCCCCCCCGUCCUCUGCCUACACUGAUUAAGCGCCUGUACAAUCACUGUGACAUGGCGUAGCCUGAACCUGGAACUUAUUAUUAUGAUUGAUGACUAAUGUAUUUUGGGACUCUCUCCGCCAACACAGCUGUAAAGUUUUGCCAAGUUAGUCAGUCAGUCAGUCAGGCAGGCUGCAGGCUUGAAUGUCUCGUGGAUAUUAACAGUAAAAGUUCAGCACGACAUAAUCCAACACUGCAGAGGCCAAACUGUUCCACUGAUGGGCUAAAUUAGGUGGAUUUGGAUGCAGAUGUGUGAAGAGCAGGACUAAGAGAUUGAUUGAUCAGAUAUCAGCUAAAAGACAUCUGAUCAAACCUCAGCCUCUGUUUACGGUUUCCCAAAUCGAAGUCUUGGAAAACGUGUCAGCUUUUAAAGUGUUUUAGUUUGAGCCUGAAAUCGUAGAGAAAUCUGUAGUUCUUUAUAACAUGAAUAAAUAAAAGCUUCAUGAAGUUCUGUGUUCAAAAAUACUGUCUCCACUUUUUUUAUGUUCUUUCAGUCAUUCUCAAGUUAAAAAAAGGAGCAACAAGAGCAGGAAAAAGACAAAGUAUUCCUUUAUUUAUUUGUUUUCAUGUUUCUGACAGUCAAACCGUUCUUGUUAAGCCACGCUCCCGGCUCUUGAACACACAGUCUCUUCAUUUUACACUUGUUAUUUGCCGUUUUUGAUACUUUUAAAAGUUAGUCUCCUUUGUUUUAUUUCGGAUCCUGUUGUUUCAACUCCAACCAAAGUGAUAUCAGCACAGAGCUUCAGGGCGCUGCCUGCCUGUCUCCACCUGACUGCUAACCAGGGCCGCAGGGAGAGCUUGUUGCCAGGCAAUGGCACACACCACCAUCGCCUGCAGCAGCAUCGGCAUGGCAUGGGAACAGACUGAUGGUUUAUGUUCAGUUAAACAUCUGAGAUUCAAGAAACUUCAUACCAAUUUUUGUUUCUUUCUGUAAGGCCGUUUCCUCUUCCUUGAAUCUUUGCUUGAGCUUUUGUGUUUUUGUUUUCCUACAUGGAGGAUUGGGUUGGAUAAAGAGUAACUCAUAACAUGAAACAAUGGGGCAUUGUGAGGCUGUUUGGAACUACUUUGUGUGUCUGUUGUGAUCAGUUCUCUCUGGACUUGUUAGAGAAGCUGUAGGCAAACUGUGAACAGGAUUAGAGACUUUGUCAAGGUACAUAAAGUUGUGUACGGCCCACAAUGCAGUCUUGACUGUUGUAUGUGGUCUCACAGCCAAUCAGUGGUGUCAGAGUCCAUUUCCUUUGGCUUGGUGUGUAAACUAAAGAGCAGCAGACUCGUCUCAUUGGCCCUCACCAGUAAGACCUCCCUAAUAGUUUCCAGAGUCGACCCCAAAGACUACCAAAACAUCCCACUCUGUAAUGUCGUGCUGCUAAACAAACCCACAGUCUUCAAACACUACCACACUUGUGAUUUGUGUCACUUCAGCCGUGAAUGACAACAGUGACGUCACCUCAGACAGCGGGAAUGGAGCGUACAGCUCGAUACAUGAAAAUAAUCGACUUAUUUUAACACGCUCAGUGGUCUACCUUUCUCCUUAUGGCAGUCUGUCUCUUUUGUCUGUGUCCCCUUUCGUAUCCCAGCUGUGAGAAGGAGCAAAAAACACGAGAAGAGAACCAUUUGAUGGAAGAUAAGAAAAAGAAAAAGCAAGACGACAAGAAAAAGAAAGAAGCUGCUCAGAAAAAGGUGAACACACAGACACACACGUACAUUUAUUUCAGCUUAAAGUCACCCUAAUUUCAAUAAAAUCUGGGGCUGUCAGAAUCACUGCUUUAAUUACGACCUGAUUAAGGUCUGAAAUCAAUGUUUUAAGUUUUUCAAUUGUGCUGUUUGCACACUGUAGUCAAACCGCUGGAUUGUCUUCCUGCCACUGUACUUUUACACGUCUCAAAGCUCCCCAGCAGCUCAGUCGUCACGUCCAAAGAAGUGUGAACUUUAUCACUGACAGAAAUAAAACAUCACUAAAGUACUUUAAGUUUGAGCUUAGCAUACAGGGGCAUCUAAACAGACAGAUGUUAGCAAGCAGAAGCUAACAGAGAGCUAAUUUAGAGUGUAAAGAAACAGAGCAGGUGGCCAAACUGAAACUCCUGAAAAAUACAAAUACUGUCGCACUAACUAGGAAUUAUUAUUGUCAGUGGGUAAACAGAAUUACCUGAGAAUAAAUGCAUAUCAUAUUGACACUCAUUCACACAUUCCUACAUAUUUCUGAAUGUGCAACAAUAUUAUCCUUACUGGAACUCCAAAAAAAUAUAAAAAGCUGUUGCAUUAACUUGGAUUAUUUGAUGAUACUUUGCAAUCAUAGUUAUCUGAGAAUAUGAAAGAACUACUAUUAUAUUAGUACAUGCAUUCCCCAGAUCCUCAAACAUAAAACAAAGAGCAGUGCAGCUUUCAUCUGAAUAAUAAUCUAAGAAAACCAUGAAGUACAUUUUAUUGCAUUAACUUGAUCCCCGAAUCAAAAGCUUCACAUUGUCAACAUGAACUUUAAACAGUUUGGAAAAUUCUGUUUUGAUAUUUGAAAUUCUGUUAUUAAUCGGAGUUAAGAAAGUGUUAAUCAUCCGACUGUCCUUAUAUGAUUAAACCGACAUGGAGCGGUCCCAAAUCCAGAGUUCAGCGCUGGUUCUUCUGCGGCCGGGCAGCCGUCUCCAGCAGUGAGGUUAUUGGCUUGUUCUUCUAUUUUCCGAAGCCAAUCUAGUGUAACUGAAUCUGUUCCACCACUUUUCCUGUAUGCUCAGGUGUUUUUUCUGCCGUUACAUCACAUCAGUCACAUGCACACGAUGAGCACACGCUUUUUAUCAUGUGCAUCCUCAGGAAGCAUUUUCCAGAACUUCAUGUAGUUGUCAUACUUCUCCUCCUCCUCCUUACUUUUACCUUCAAUGGGUCAUCUGUUUUCAGUGUUAACAGGUUAGCCUGUCUGCUCCUCUCACCGGUACAUGUGUGGAUCCUCGGUCCUAACUUUGCAGUGCUGGUAAAAGUAUUCUUAACGUAUGAGAGGAGCAUUUGUUUUAUCUAUUUUAACCUCCAGCCCAAUGAACCCGUUCACCCUGUGGAGCCAUAGGAAUGAACAUGAACCUCUUAGCAUUUCAAUAGAUGAGCAGAAACAGCCUCUGAACAUUUUGUUCUGACUGCCCCGGCUAGUCGCUCCUGCACUGCUGUGCAGCUGGCGCGUGCGACUCAGAUGUUGAUGGAGCAUUUACAUUGAGACCCACAGCUUACACACACAUAUAAGUGGAAUGUGAUUGUCUCCUCAUAAUAAGUUUUUCUGAUUGUUUUCUCUGUUGUUGAUUUAUGUUUUUCUCUUUAUUUCAGGCCACAGAACAGAUAACCAAAGGUGAGUUAAAUCAACUUUUCUUAAACUUAUUUACUUUGUUCUCUGGUGCAUUAAUUUUCCUGCAAAGCUGAAUUUAUCUUAGCUUUCUAAAACAAAACGCUGCAAAGGGAGAUUUAUGCAAAUGUACCUCUCAUGAACUUUGCCGUAAUUUCACGAUGUUAUGGACACAGUCCCCCUCCAGCAGUAGGGGGACUUAAUGUGUGGGGGUGUAAAGUGUUUAUCUUCAUAAUCAGACGGAUAGCUCAUGAUCAGGUUUGCUGUUUUGCCUCAAAGCCUCAAUUUGCCCUCUCUUCUCUGCGGGGCAGUGUGGAUAAGAAGAAUUAGCUUUCAUUAUUGUAAAACAUCUUGAGCUGAAGCAGCCAGGUGGUCCAAUCUACCUGAGCCAAAAUGGAUGCCAUAUUGCUCAUACAGGACUAAUAAGGAGCACAGGGAUGGCGCAGCUGCUCCUGAGGCCUCCCCACGGGCUCCUCGGGCGUACCUGGGAGGGUAAAGGUGAAGGGGAAAUCUCAGAAGGAGGAAAAAAAUCCCACAAAACAAAAGACAGAAACUUUCCCCACUCCUGUAGGAAAAGUUUGAACUCUUACUCACAGUUUCUACCUCAGCCUGAGUCCGUAAUGGCGAGGGGGACGCGGGUAGGCAGUGUCGGGCCGCCAGUUAGCCCAGGAGCAGAUAACUCCAGGCAAGGCAGAUGGGGGAGGGAGUUAAUGCCUCACAAGGGAUGGGCAGGGGCAAAAUCUGAUUAGAACUUCUGCUAGACUUUGGCGGUGUGGCCUUAACAGCAGCGGGAGAAUACUCACCUCAUUACAGCGCGAUUGUGUUUGUGUUAAAGCGCCCAGAGCUGUGUUCAAACCGAACGUGUUUGUGAAAGUUUGGUGGCUGAAUUUUGUUUGGAUCACCGAAGACGAGGACGUGUGCUCGCCCCUCGUGGUCGCAUAUGAAUGUGAGCGCUCAAAUCAUCAAGGGUCAGCGCCUUGACCUCCCACUCUCCCCCUGAAGGAUGAGUUAAUGAGACUGUAAUGUCACUGAGGUGCCCCCCCUCCCUCCUCCACCCACCCACUCCUUUUUCCCCUGGUCUGACUCACCCUCAGCGCCUCACAGUUUGCAGCUCUAAUGAAUGUGAUCUGGGUUAGCUGUGUUGGUAUUCUCUUUCUGUCUUUCUGCAGCGUUCACAUAUUUAAUGCACUUUUUUCUCGGCUGCUCAGAACAGCAGCACGCCAUGACACACUUUUAUCACUUUUUAUCACCUCCUGUUGUGCACUCGUUCAGUCAGUGUCAAUAUUUUCAAUUCGAUUCAACAAAUGCGACUUUAAUUGUCACAGCAGGGAUUCAUUUAUUCAAUCUCAUUUCAAAUUUAAUAGCGUUUAUAAAUAUUUCUGUCGCCUCAGUUGUUUUCUUUUUCUGGACUUCUCACUCCGAUAAGUCCAAUAAAUCGACAAAAAGAUGCAGAUUGUCUGUGGUACUAAUGCAGGGUACACUGGGAGCUAAUUAGGAGAACAUGGCUUGUGCGGAGGCUGAUAAAACACAGGAGAUCUCCGGUAAGACCCCAAGCACCAUAGUAACACUACACCACCUCCUGUCUGGUCUAGCAGAGAGGCCCACCCAGGGACCAGCAGGAGGGAAAAGCAAGCAGAAGAAGGUUUGCUGUGAGGAAAGAGAGAGAGAGAGAAUGAAUUGUUUUUGUAACAUUUGUGUAAAGUGUAGGGAGGCGUCUGCUGGAACACGGUGCCUUUGGUUGUUUGAGAAGUCUAGAAAAUAAAGCUUGAAAGCCGAGAGCAGAAGAAACAGACGGAGCCAUGUGAAACUGUGAGAAUGCACGGCAGUUUCCUGUUUGCCGGCACAGCUGAGGGGGCCCUUUGCAGGAUAAUUCUACUGGCUCACGUCUCUGACACACACACACACACACACACACACACACACACACACACACACACACACACACACACACACACACACUCACUCACUCACUCUCGCUCUAACAGUCCCCUUAUGUGACACCAGCAGCAUAUGUACAUUGUGUGCUUUGGCAAAUGCACACAUGGUUUUACUCAUAUAGUUCUAUAUUACCACCAGAAAUACUACACAGACCUCUCUGCCUCACAGGGAGUGUUUUGAACCGGCACAUGUCGCACAUUCACAACAAGCUACCAAAGAUAAAACACUUUCACCCCCAAAUUUUUUUCACUCCGAAUAAUCUCUGGUCUGCAGACGAGACGCACAGACUGAGGUUCAAAUCUGGAUCUGGUGCAGCUUGUUGUGGUUUGGAAACAGAUUCAUGAAAGUAGAAAAGUGAUUUAAACACGAAUUUAACAACAAAGGCAAAAUUUCAUUCAUUUGACUCCACGUAAAGAUGGAUGUUUAUUUGUGCAGAUGAUUGGCAGCCGAGGCGACCUGUGCAUGUGUUUGAUAUCCCCCGUUUAAAGGGAUAUUCCGGGGUAAAAUUAAUUUAGGAUCAAACACAUUAUAACACCAACAAUUUAUGAUCAUUUCCUUGAAGUAAUAAUCAUCAUAUUAAUCCUUUUGCUCUGCAGACGCUGUAGUUCUUUGGCCUUAGUGUCUCGGUCUGAUUGCAUUUCCAUAAAGAAAUGUUCUUCCUUGAGCUGCGACUCCCCGCUGCAGUCUGUAAUGGACUGGCCUGAGGUCUCGCUAUAAACAAGCGGCUGCUGGAAGAGAGUAGGUGAGUUGUGUUUAGUCUCUUUGCUGAAGAAAUUAGUCAAAGUUAAAAAGAUGUUUGGUGGCUGGGACCUUAUAUGUCCUGUUGAUGAAGUUAGGUGCUGUUCUGAGCAUUAUUUGUGGCUAUAGAGUGGUGUUUUCGUUGAGCGCAUGGCUCUCUAUAUCGCGAUUGUGCAGUCGUUACUAAAGUUGGUAUAACUAGAGAAGCAAGUGGUCGGCAACAUUCAUCUCUGGAGGGGGUGUCUAACUCUGUGUUACGGUGUGUUUGACCCUAUAUAAUUGUACGCCGGAAUAUCCCUUUAAGACCCCAAGAUACAGAUCCUUAUAUUGCAACAACCACGGCUCAAGCUUUGUGUUUUCUUCUCGACUAUUUAUCUGCUCGUCUAACUUUUCUCAGCAACACUUUCAGGGGCGGUUAAAUUUGGCACAAACACCCCAUCGGGCUCAUGAGAUGAAGUGAUAACAUUUUGGCGGUCAGAGUGCGGAGGUUCUGAAAGUUUUUGGGCCAGAAUCAACGUUUGAAUAAAUAGUCUCCUUGGCAUGAUUUCUGUCUCGUUCCAAAGCACUCCUGGAUGAAAUAUGGUCAUCUUUGAGAGUUGGUGUUCAAAAGUCACCGGGGUACCGGGAUCUCUGCAAAUGCAUGAGGAGAAUUAGCGGAUUUGUCCGACUUUUGUGUGUCCUUGCCCUCUUAAAUGUUAAAUGUAGGCCAGCUUCUGCCCCUGUUUUUUAAUAGGAUAUCAUCCCCAUCCUCUGAGUCUGUACCUGUAAGUUCUUACCUCUCCAUAUUAACCAUCAGAGAAGCAUGUAACUGUCAAACAUGUUUCCUCCUCCUCUUUACUCCGCCGUAUGAUGACAGAGGCCUCCUCCCUGUGCUAUAAUUCAUAUCAAAGGGUUAAUAAGCUUCGAUUCACGCUCUGCAUUUUAAUCCUUAUCAGGGAGCAGAGCACAACAUACGUGCACAUCAGACGCACUUUUACACGGUGCAAUAAAAGAUAACAUUAUUAUACGUUGGUGUCGCGGCGGUAAUUUGGUAACAAAUUAAUUUGCCGUUUCUCGUUCGCUUAAUUACACCCAGCUCUUUGUGCUGGAGUGUCAUAAAUUGUGGUGUGAUCAGGGGGGAAUUUAUACCAGUGUGCCUCUUGUCACCCUCCCCGCCCCUUUGCAUGUCAUCUCUCAAGGAGCGCGAUUUAAUGGACGCCGCGAAAAAGAGGUAGCCCUGGAUUCUGCCGCCGCCGAGUGCGGGAUGAUACAUAAAUUGUGCGUACGUGCUCAUUGUAUUUUCAAUGAGUGUCUUAAGUCGUAUGAAUCACAAUUAGCACGGCGUCUGGAUGGACCCGGUUGAAGCGUGCAGUCUCCUCAGGGUGAGGUUUUAGCCUUGAGAGCAGCACAAGUGUAUGUAAAAUAAUUCAGGUGCAUUUGGAAUAACAGACAUUGUUUAUUCUUUUCAUGGAGGUCAGCAGGUCAGGGAAGUCAGUGUGUUGAUGCUAUUUAAAGUGCUCAGGAUCGAGAUAUUAUUGUUACCAUAUAUCUGCUAUUAUUGUUGCCUAAUUGAAUCUAAUAAUCAUCAUAUCCUAUAGUGUCUCUCAUUGCAUCGUAUCCCAUUGGACUGGAUCGCGUCACAUUGAUCAUAUGGUGUAACUUGUGAGCCAUUAUGCAAUUUUCUUAGUGCAAGAAAAGUUAAUAAUGCAGCCAGACAGCAGGUGCAGCCCGGCCCAGGUCAGGAUAGGAGGAUAGGACGUUCCUCUCUUUCACACAUCACUUCCUCUAAAUCAUAACAGACAGAGGAAUCUGGUCUGUCUGCAGCUGUUGGCACAAUAAGACCAGGGACAGACCAGGGAGACGAGUCCAGGAGUCUCUGCGCUCCACAUGUCUUCUGAGAACAGGAAUAGUUUUUGCACAGGCUGGGUUUUCCUCUCUGUUGUACACUUUACUGCUCAGGUGUGAUGAUUUUAUAUUACACCAUUCAGAAACCUUGUUGCCGUUGAAUAAAUGCUCUGACCUAUAUAGCCUUACGUACUUCACACAGAGCUGUCAGACAUUAAGUGCCCUUAAAGUGCGUUUUUGUCUGUGUUGAAUGUGCCGAGCGAGCGAGGGAGGGUUUUCCCUUCUUAACUACAGUGUCAUAUUUAUUCACUUCUAAUUAAGCCCUUUAAUCUCCUCUCUUGCGAGACUCACGGCUCACAUUUUAAAGCCCACAGGAAGGAAACGACGGAGAACCCUGAAGACGUGCCUCCAAUCCUCGCUCACGAUUCUCUGAUACUUUCCGCUGCUGCUGCCUCUUCAUUAGACAUUUGAUAAGAUUUUAGAAAUGUGUAUUUAUACUUUUCCAGGUGUUGUUCAACCAUGUACUACUUUCACACAGAGAGACAUCAUGGAGAAGUUAAAAAUACACAUAUGGAUUUAACAAUAUGGAUGUUUAGGGUCAGGAUCAGCUGAUAAACACCUGACAUACACAAAGGUGUCGGUAUACGAUAAUUCAAGCCAUGAAUUUCAGCUGCUUGCAAAUAAUGGCAGCUUAUAUUCCAUAAAUGGUCGGUCUGUCUUCAUGACUGUUUAGUUUAGAAGAAUUCAAGGCAGGUUUAUUUGUAUAGCACCAUUCAUACACGAGGCAAUUCAAAGUGGGAUAAACAGACUGUUAACAGCUUUCUAGACAGAAAUUGCAAUUAAAACAAGAAUAAAUCACUUCAUUAUACGGCAGUAUUGUCAAAUGUUGCUCUCUGCAGCUGUAAAAUCAGGAAUAUGAGUGGCAGAGGAAUAUAAAGUACAGUCCUUUCUUUCGUUUUUCUCUAUCUCAAACUCUAAGAACAACAAAAUACAACUAAAACAAAAACACAGAGCAAAAUAAUACAUAUGUACACCAAACAACUGUGCAUGACAAAGAUAAAUUUACGCUAACAUGUUUGUCAAAAACAGUCUGAGGAGGAACAGAAUGAAGGAAAGAGCUUCUCUAGUCCUGCCCCUUCUUUCACUUCACUUCACUUCAACUGUAUUAUGUCCCAAAAAUGAGCAAAUGGGUUGCAGCAGGCACAGGCAUUUUAAACACUGCCGUACAUCAUUAAAAAAUAAUAAUAAAAUAAAAUACAAUGACAUAAAAAAACAGUUCAGGAGGUAAAAAGCAUUAAAGAUGAAGGUAAAAAGAAAGUACCAGUAUUUUUGCAUGAACAGAGUGCAUGAAAUGCAGAAACAAAGUGCAAUGUGCAGUUUGCGUACCAAUAAAAGACACCUAGAUGAAGCUUGAUCUAUACAAUAACAAUAAUACACACCAUCUAAUAUCAGAAACAGUUAUCUCCUCCUGCAGGAAUCAUUCAGGGCUCUGAUAGAGCCUGGGAUGAAGAAUUUUUAUGCCUGUUUUUUGUGGCUGUAGGAACUCGCAGCCGAUGGCCAGAAGGUAACAGAUUGUAUUCUGAGAUGAGAGGAAGGUCACUAUGAGACCGAAUUCUUUGCAAAUCAGAGCCAAUAAUGAAUGGAAAAGAGAAAAUCUAAUUGUAAAAAAAAAAAAAAUCUAAUUCUGUUUUAAGAGAAAAAUGAGCUGAAAGGUAAAAAGAUGUCCGUUGUAUUCAACAAUGUGCACUUUCUCUGCAGAUGUGUAGCUCGCUCAGUACCACCUGUUAACUCUGCCCACCAACCAAACACAGAUGAUGAGCUUCGGCUCGUGCCAUCUCCCUCUGCUGGUCACUUGUUGUCUCUGAGCCUGUAACACUGUUCUCUAUUAAUGCUUGAUUAUGGUCCUAAACAUUCAAAGUGAUGCUGCCGGUCUGGUUUGUCCUGCCGUUUAUCCGGCUUUAUUGCUCAGCAAAGUGUCUGUAUCCUUUGGGUAAAAGACCAUCCUCUCAAAUCUCUCUCUGCAUUUUAAUAUAUCACUCUUUGAGCUUUUUGCAUGACAAAAAAUAUUUAAAAAGUGUGUUGUAUUCACCAAAUUUUAAGUUCAAAUAGUAAUCUUUUGUUUUAACUAAUGUAAUUUCCAUCUUCUUGUUUAUUCUUGACUGUGCUGCCUUUCUUUGAAACCAACCGCAUGUCUGUAAUGUUAUUUGAAAGAUAAGAGGCAGCUGAGCGGCCUGCGAGAGUAAAGGCAUGCAUCCUGCUGUACAUUGAGCAACAGAAACAUUGUUUAUAGGAACAAGAAGUUCUUGAGGUGGUUUAUACAACCUCCGUGUAGGCCUUAACUCGGCCGAUUAAAGGCUCAGCUAUGGAAAGCUUAUAAUCGCUAACAAACAGAACUUUUGCAUGCAAAACCAUGAGCACGCCGAUCCUCUCAGAUGAGCGGCAGGCAGAGUCAGCAGGUCGUUUUUUUUACCAGACAGGCAGGAAGAAUUGAACCGAUACCAACAGAGUUUAAACCUGCAGCCGCUGUAAACCUCCCAACAGAUUAAAGCUGUGACUUAGAUGUUAAAAUGCUCAAUGAAUUCAUUAUGAGACACUUACUGCUGCAGAAAUUCAAAGAACGAGGGAGAAUCAGGAGUUUGCAAAUCAAAACUUUUGCAAUGCAUUUACUGCAGGUGCCUGAAAUAUGUCAAUAAAUGAGUGAUUUAUCGUGCAGCCCUCCUUCUAUUGUAAAUACAAGCUUCUCGGUGAAGUCCUGUGCAGUUUUAAUCUGAAGGCCUCUCCUCGUAAAACUCUCCCACAGAGGAAUCCUUUAUCUUCAAGGUCAUGUGGCCUCCGAGGGAGUAUCAGUCCCUCCACCCCCAUCUUCAACACCACCUACCUUCAACUCUCUGAUAUCUUUCCGCACACCCCCUCAACCUCGGGGUCUUAAACAGUUAGGUGAGCACGCUAUCAUUACUUCUCUCAGAAAAUUAGGACCCCUUUAAAGUGUAAAAGGGAUGUCUUCCUCUCCACCAAGAGCACACAUCCCCCAGGCCACAUUUUGAUGUGCAUCUUUGAUGAACUGGGAAUUCUUCUUCGCUCCCACACAGCUGAGGACUGUGUUUUUGCAAAUAGGCUGUCAGAGCCAGUGGCUGUGAACUCGUUUUUACUGCAUUUCACUUUUUCUCUGUAAAGCAUAUCCUUGUGAGACUUACACUAAACGAACCACACCUUGUUGAUGCCAGAGGUUUGUUUGUUUUUGUCUCCUGAUCCCCUUCCAGAGCCAGAUUCAGUCUCUGAUUUUCAACACAAACAUAAUCAGGAAUGACAGAACCUUUGGCUCUGAUGCCUCCGUCUUUUCGGCGUUACUAAACAUGCAGGACGUGUGUCACUCCUUUGGCGAACUAUAGCCAAAUGGGGCUCUAAUUGUAAGUGGAUUUAGAUCUGAGCUGGUUUCAGGCAGCGAGACUCGGGCUCACAGUAGCGCGCGAGGGGGAGGAGACUGUCUUACACACACACACUAUUCUCUUUAUCACUUACCCUCUCUGCUCUGCUUCCCUCUCCCUCCUUCUCUCUCUCCUCUGAUUGGCCGACAAAGCAGCGAGCCAGCGCUCCCCUUCCCCCAUCCUUCAUGAGAAUCUACGUCACACAUCAGAGAGUCCCAACUGUAUAACGAUCGCCUCCAUAACUCCCCUCAUAACGCCGUAUCACAACCACAAAGUCUGCUGUUUUGGGCGGAAAUCACUCCUCAAAAUCGGUGCGAAGGUUGACCGUGUCACUGUGACGCCCCUAAUGCAGGAAUAUUGACAAAAGGAUCAGAGUAGAUCACCGCAAAUGAAGGGGAAAGAGAGGGGAGAUCACAGGAAGGUGGGGAGGAAUGAAGCACGGGGAUGGAGAGGAAAUGGAGCAGAUGUAGAGAAAUCCGAUGAGAGGCGAAGUCAAGCUCUCCAGCUUCCUCCCUGAGCUCCGAGGCUGCAGGGAGAGGGAGACACACAGGCAGAAACGGGUGAAACUGGAUCCAAAUGUGCACUCGGUGGCCGAAGGGGUACUUGGGGCAAAAAUAACAGAGGAAUCCCAACACACACACACGCACACACACACACACACACACACACAUAUGCAGGACAGACAUAAACAUACACAGGAAGACGAGGAUGAGGAGAAGGUGGUUGUUGUAUGUGAGUGAACAUGUCUGUCAGCGGGCUGAGUGGAUGUAUAUUCCCUGACACAUCCCGUCCUCUCCCCUCCGUGUGGGCCUCAGCAUUACAUAACUCUUUGUUUUUGUGUGUGUCGGGCUGGCCGCAUGUGUGCGAGUUAUUCAUUGCUUCACUGCACACACUGGGGAUGGCAGCCAGUGGUGAAGCGUGGCUCUUUAUAACUCAUUUAGGUUUUCUUUUUGGUUUAGGCUUUCUUUCCUCCUCUCGUAUUUUAUUAUGAGCAGAAGCUGAAAUUCACUGUUGGCCGAGCAUGUGCACGUUCCCUCUGAUCAGCUGAUGCUUGUAUUUGUGCUUGUAGAGCGUGCGCGUGAGGCUUUAAACACAUUUUUUGCAUCCUGUUUACAUUCUAGUUUACCAGCUUAUUGUAUUAUGUAAUGAAAUGUACUGAGGCGAUUAUCCCGCGUGCUUUGUGUCCUAUAAUGCAUCUCAGCCAGCAGCCGCUCGCUGACCUCGCGCUGAUCAUCCUGUUUGACUUAGCGGAGACCCUUAACCUUGCAUUUCCACGUUCAGCUGCAGCAUAUUAGCCCGCUCAACAUUUAACACAUCAUCGCAGAGAGAAGCAAAGACAGGCAGUGAGAUUUCUCGUUCACCUGCAGCGUCCCUUUUAGCUGAUUGUUUCUUAUUGUUCAGCUGCAUGACCUCCAAACUUAACCGCCCUUUUGUGCUGGAAUUCUCUGAAUGUUUAAAGAUUUUAUGGGCUGUAGACGAUGAAAUCCACUCAUUUUUGGAGAUUGAGUGCUGAGCAACUUUAUCCUGAAAUUAGGGCUGCACGAUUAAUUGAUUUUAAAUCGUAAUCAGAUUGAUUGUGACGAUGUUAAAAAAAUUAAAAUCCUCAAAUUGAUUUUCCUCCCUAUCAUGUCUCGUGCCUCCAGGCCACCGUAGGCUCCCCAGUUCCCACACACACCAGUGUAAACAAACAUGGCGUUUGCAGAAGAAGGCGAUAAUUUCAUAGCUAAAUAAAACAAGAGCAAGUCAGUCUGGGAUUGGUACAGCUUCACAGUUUCGGAUGAAGAGCAAACCACUCCCCGCUGCAAAGUCUGUCUGAAGGCGGUAUCAACCCGUUCAUACAGAUACAAAUUCAGAAGUAAACUUUUUGUCAUAUCGGCGUUUCAUCCACACGGAAACGGCGUUUUAGGUGACUGUAAACAGUACUUCUUCAAAAUGGGUCAGAGAGUGUAUAAAUCCGUAAACAACAAUCUCUAUACACACGCUCUGUACUCUUCUUCUGUCUUUUGUGCAUUUCCUGUGCUGCGUUACAGCGCCACUCACUGGCUCGGCAUAUGCACUACAUCGUUUUUAGAGAUGAUAGAAAAACUUUUUAUUAUUAAAGUGAAGUUAAGUUUGUUUUUAAAAAAAAGUUAUUUAAAAAAUCAAAAUUGAAACUUAAGUUUUAAGAGAAAAAAAUUGGGGUUUUAUUUUUGGCCAAAAAAUACCCGACCUGAAACCGUUGAACUGUUUGCCUCUCUUAUGAUGGACUCAGCCUCUCUGCACUUUGCACGCUCAGUUAUGUCAGUGGACUGUUGUAAAUAUGAUUACUUGUUUUUUUAAGUAUCACACAGUUUUUCUGGGGUUUGUUGUCUCUGUCUGAGCGCAUAUUGUUGGCCCCAACCAAAUCUAGAGUUCAUAUUGUUGUAACUCAUCCAAAUCUGUUUUUAUCAACUUGUACAGCUGUGUUUAAAAGUUAAAGAUAAGUGUGAGGACUCUCAGGUUUUUCUAGCAGAGAGACGAUAAAGGUCAAGGUUUAACUGUAGUAUUAUGCCUUAAGUGGUGAGAAACAGAGUUAAAACUAGAGUGAAACAGAGUUGGUGUGGAAUAAAAAGUUUCCUUGUGGGCAGAAAUAUUGUCACCCAGAAAACAAUAACAUGCCAGAGUUAUAUUUACACCACCUUCUUUCUGCUGCCCCUUAGUGGCCAGAAAAAGCUGUCAGUGCAGGUUAAAGAAAGUCGAGCACAAACCAGUUAAAUGGCUAAUUGGCUGAAAGGUUGCACAACACAACUCUAGCUGGUCACAAACAACAGGAGACAGCAUGCCAGGGCAAAGGUGUGCAUCUGUGUAAGUGUGUGUGUGUGUGAGAGUGAAUGCUAGAGAAUCUCACUCUGUUGCUACGGUUACUAAAGCUAGCAGGACACGAGCACUUUGCUUCAGCAGCUGCACAAGCAGUUAAUAACUAACGGCACUUAGAGGUGAUCAUUUCAGGGGACACAAGCUGCCACAGACCAUGAGCAGGGUCCGCUGACAGGACCGAGCGCUCUUUACUCUGCUGUCCUGCAGGAGACCACAAUAAUGCAGCAGGCACAUCUAAGUCCAUUAUCUGCUACUUGACCUCCUCAUCACUUCUAAUCUGUGUCUUGGCCAUCCCUGGAGGCUGAGGGUUUAUAUCAGUACCACCCUGAGAUUACUACAGCUCUCCAGUUCUCUAAAGUGCAGCCAUGUGUUCAGACCGACCGCUGCCGACAGCGGAGCUCCGGGCGGCCGCGCACAUUUAUAGACAUCUCCUCAUUUGCCUUUCUGAAUUUAACGUUCAAGUUCUCAUCCAGAAGUGACCGUGGAUUUAAAAAGAUGCAGCGCAGGAAAUGCUCGGCCACAGCAAAACCUCCAGAAAUGACUCCUGCUUGUUUUGUGUGUACGCAGCGUUUCCCACAGAAUGACAGAUUUUAGUCCGCUGGAAAUACUGGAAAGGAUUGCCCUCAUUACACAACUUUAGCUCUGGUCUUUUACUGCACACGGAGGCUCCCACAGAUGCUCUGUUUGUGUCGAAAAAAACACAGCUGGACUGGUAUUUUGGAUUUUUAUACCAGAGAAGGUCCAUCUGUUACUUUAGGGAGGAUAAAGCGAAAAAGUGAGGGGCUUAAAACCUAAUAUACCUCAGGAGUAUGUUACCUGUGUAUGAGAAGCAUCACUUUUUGUCAGGACAGGAAGGACAAGUAGUAAAUGUGCUCCUAAAAAUGCCGUUUAAUCAUCAACUUAUCACACAGUUUGCACCAAAAUCUCUUCUUUGCUCACGCUCUUUUUCCCUCCUUCCUCCCUGCAUCUGUCUCAUGACCUGUCCGCAGUGCCAGACUCUGCCAAGCCGGACCCCACCCCUCCUCUUUCCCCCGUCAACCCCAGUGCCGCCCCGUCUGUACCCCCAAGCAGUGGCAAUGGCAAGCGCGCCCCCUCCGGAGGUCAACCGCAGACAGCACAGCAGCCCCAGACUCCGCUCCAGCAGCGCUACCCGCCCAGAGAGGUUCCCCCGCGCUUCCGCCAGCAGGAGCACAAGCAGCUGUUGAAGAGGGGCCAGCCUCUUCCCCCGGGGACCCUGCCUCUCACCAACACGGGACGUCCCAACACUACUGAACCUGCAGCGGGAGUAGCCAUACACUCCUCUCCCUCCUGCUCUUCUUCCUCAACAGCCAGCCUGCCUACAGGUCAGCACAGACGCUCUUUUUAGCAGAGGGAGAAAUUUAUGUGCAUUAAACUUUCUGUGUAUUUCACCUGCUGCGUUCUGUAGGAUCUCUUUAAAAGGUCCACGAUUGUGACUUUUUAUCUUUACCUGGAGCGCUGACUGAAAUCCACCCGUAAAUAAAGUAGUUUGUUUUCUCUGGUGGAGUGUAUAGAGUCACUCUGCACAGCAAUGGUUCAGUGAAAGUUCAUUUAAACACAAAGAUGAGAAAGGCACUGAGCAAAUUUAAACUAUCGCUCCAGUAAUAUAAACCAGUUUGUUAGUGUUUUAAUAAAUAUAAAGAGAUAGAUAUCAUUUCUGUCAUGGCAGAAAUCCAACAGAUCGUCCCCGACUUAAAUUUCCCCUCCCCUCAAACUGCACGUCAAACAACAACAACAAACCAUCUGGCGGGAACUCAGCUGAUUCUAAAAUUAGUUAGGAGCCAAAAUCGGACUUAAUCCGUACAGUGUCUGCCCAGCUUUAGACAGCAAUACUAAAACAUGAUGUCAAAAUAACAGUGUCUUUAAUACGGGGUAGACUCCGUUAUGUUUACACGCCAUGUUUGGGUUUUAAUUCACAGCUCCUCCUGAAAGCUGUUUGUCGUAGACGUUGUUGGUUUUGUUUUGCAUAAACUUGCAUUUGCAUCCUUAAAUGACACGGGCUGCGCGUGCUUUGUGUUUUUCAUGUAUUGCGCUGUGAUUUCAGCAGCGUGGUGUACCUGUAGAGCGGUGUGAAGGUGUCACAGGUGUUGCUGAGUGUUGUUUAUUUUCCCUCUGCCUCUGCCUGGCUGGGGAUUAGGAGCGGGGAUAGAGGAAUACAGAGGGAGAGGAUGGAGAGUAAACACAGCUGGCUAUCUCUCCGUGUUUGUGUAUUUCCUUCCUGGGGCUCUGCACGUCGCACUAAAUCGGAUUCUUGUGUUCCUCUCAAGUGGUAAAGGUUUAUUCUCUCCUAAUGAAAUAUCAUCAACUCUUUGGAGACGGUGUUGAGACUUUUUUUUCUUCGCUAAUGAAAACAAACUUCACUAUAAAUGAACGUCUGAGCAUCGUCCAACUCCUUUGAUGCUGUUUGAAUGCAGCUUUGUCUCCAUGGUGAUUAGAUGUUUAUCCAAUCCUCUUCACUUUCUCCUCCUCCUCCUCCUCCCUCUCAUCAUCUUCCUCCUCCUCCUCCUCCUCUUCAUUGAGCCUUUCUGAUCAGCUCAACAGUAUUUCCUGUUUUAUCGGAGGAGGAGCCACGCAGAGCGAGCUAGUUGGCCGCGCUCCUCAGUGGGCCUGACCUGGCGCUGAUAGAGAGACUGAGAGGGAGGGAAAGAAAGAAAGAAAGAGAGAGAAAGAAAGAAGGAAGGAAGGAGAGAGCGAGCAUGGCAGAGGUCCAGUACUGUGGGCUGAAGUGACUCAUGGCUUACGGUAAAAGCUGCUACUUCUCUCCACCCCUCUCUGGCAGGCCUGCUCCGCUCCGCUCUGCUUUUGCUCUCUGCGAGUCUUUGAACCGACUGAUUACAUUAAAACGGACAAACAGGAGGACCUUCCAGAGUGAGAGACACACACACAAGUCCGCUCUGAGGUUUUUCAAUGAUAAUAAAAAUAACAUUCAAAUGCUCAAACGUCGGAGAGUCUUUUUCGUUGAAAACACCCACAGAGCUCCGCAGGUAAACCCACCUUCACCUCCAUCCCUCCGUCCUCACAGCCCCGUCUGCUGAUUGUCUCUCUCCCAGCUUUCAUUUCUCACCGAAAGCUAACAGUAGAGGCACACUGGCUGCAUUCAUUCCCUCCUCUUCUCUCCCUUCCUCUCCAUCCGCUGACUCCCCCUCGCCUCACCCCGUCUUUCAUUACCCGGUCACAUGUCCGCUCUGUAGAGAAGUAGUGCCGAUAAACGUGGCCUGUACGUAUUUGUACUUCUGUGAGUAAACACAAACUUUCUCUUUCUCUGCCUGCUGAGCCGUUUGUGCCCCUGCUCAACUUUAUACUAACUUUUACUCUCCUGUAAAGCAAGCAGUCGCAGCUUUUGGCGUGUUUAAACGGUCAGGGUUCACAACAAGAGUUCAGAUUUUAUUGAGCAUACGGAGUUAAACGACGUCGAGAAAUCCAAAUGUGGCUCUUUACUCCAAUUAAGCACAUUUAUUAGUCUUUCAGUGGCAAUAAUGCGCUCAGCAGCCCUGGGCUUGUUAAGUUGACCUUCAGCUAAUCAAGGAAUAAGCUCGCCGUCCCGUAUUUAUUCACUGUUACUCCGCUUUUAUUUGUCUAACACUCCUUUGUGAAAUCUAAUAAAGUUGCGACAAAGAUUUUAUCACCUGGAGGCAUUGUACUUCCUCUCACAACAAACCGUUUCAGUGUAAACAGGCCCUGUCGGGUGCAGAAACAGUGCAGCUAAUGUGCUAAUAGCUUGUCUGGUGGAGAACAGAGGGAGUGUAUGCAUGCUCGACUUGAUGCGCUCUUUAAGUCUGCUGAUGAUGCUGUAAAAGAGCCCUGGGAAUCCCCUCAAAGAGGGCUGGGACGUCUUGUGAUGUGAUUAAACAUCAGCUCGCUGUUAACCACAAAUGUUCAGCACUCUCUCGCUUUUUUUCUUUUUUCUAUCUCGCCUCGCUCCCUCGCUCUGUGCUCCUGUUCCUCUCUCGCUCUCUUUGCAUCUUAUUGUUUCCUGAUGCACAUGUGCUCAACUGGUUCACCUUUGCAGCACCAACCCUGCAUCGCCGUCGGCCUCGGGGCAGCCCGGAUAAGUCGGGCACACAUACUAAACACACGUCUGUCAAUCUCCUCCCGUUUUAACAGCCUUCUCCCCCGUGUUGCCUCUUGCUUGGCUAACAAUCCGUAUCCCAGGGCCCUUUCAUGUAGAGCAGGCGUGAGGGAGCGGGCUAUUUUAAGACUGGCAUGCUGGAGAAAGCCCUUGACCUGGUUUAUCCUUUGGAGAGGGGGAGGAGAAAGAGGAUACUCAAAGGCAAACAUGACGUCCAGAUGUCUUAGUUGUGUACUUUUGAAGACUUGAUUGUCUUGUUAGUUUUUUCCUUUCAAAUACUGAUGAGAUAAUAAAGCAGCUGCAGCCGAAGCUUCCUACAGACUCUUACUUACGCUCCAGAUUGGAAGAGUUCACACAUUAACCCCGGCAAGCAGUUUAAUCCUAACAAUAAACUUAUUUACAACUAUUACAACGAUUAAUAAAAAGGAAUUUAAAACGUGGGAAUGAAAACUGAAGACCUGCCUGCUCCUUCAAAAUAAAAGUCUGUCUUGAUCUAUAUUUAGAUCCUUUUAAAUAAAUGCACGCCUCUCAUCUAAUAGUAUGAAGUAACACUGCCACACUAACCCCCGAUUUCCAUCACAUCCUAAACGGCUACAAAAAGGCUGUAUCCACCGAUCGUAGCUGAUUGUUACCAUUCAAGUUAACGUGUCAAUUUCCACUGGCUUCUUUCUGUUCCGCUGCGGGUCGCCAAACAGCUGAUCGCAAGAGUUCUAUUUUUUCCGGACGCCAGAGCAUGCCGGAUAAAUUCAGCACAGAUUAACCUGGAAAGCUGGAAAGGAAGUCGAGCACAGACACAAUAUAAAACAUCCGGCUUCUUUUCAAAAUAAAAUACUCAGUGUUUCAGGCAGAUCGUACUUCACACCAUGCAAACGGGCGGAGUAGAACAAGUGAAAGGUUUUUAGACGUCAUUUCACCUCAAUGACACCAUGGAUGAGGAGAUGCUGAUUCUAGAAGUCUAGAAGUAGAUUUCCUCCUCUGGAAGGACACAAUCUACUGCUUAUAUGUCUAUGUGGCUGUCUUUAUAGAGACAACUCGUUGUUGCGUGAUUGAACGUGAAUCCACAGGUUCUUGUGAGUUCUCACCGUUCCGGAUUGUAGCGGAAAUUCGGGGUAAAGGUUUGAGCUUGUGGUGGAUGAAAGUCCAUGACCUUAAAGCUCGUUUCUCACUCUGUCUAAUCGAGCUCUUCAUUGUAAAGAGUUAAUAAAAAAUCAUACUACAUGCCUCCUAUUUUGCAUUUUUGCUGCAUUCAAGGUUCCAUCAGAAGAGUUUGACUUCCAGCCAAGACUCCCAAAUACCGCCAGGUUUUUCUGUCUGUGCAGGAAUAAAAAAAGUGCCUCAUUCUGUCAUGAAUUUUUCUGCUCCUAGAAAUCAAAUAGUGCGUGUCUAUUGUUCGUAAUUGUUAAACACAGAUGAAGCACAUUCCUGAAGAGUGUGUGUUCAUGUGUUGGAGAGGUCGUUCAUCUGACUGGCAGCUAGCAUAGUCAGCUCUGUACCAUCCAGUCGCUCUGCCCCUCUGGGACUUCAUUAAGCCAGGAUCAGUCCAGCUGAGGCCCCGUACAGUCCUCCUAGAUUACUUCCUCCAUCCAUCUCUCCAAAUCCAUCUCUGUCCUUCAUUUUCUGUCCUCGCUGCCAUUGUGUUUUCAUUCCUCGUGAUCCAUCUUUACAUGAUCCUCGUUUCCCCCGCCCCCUCUGUUAGUGAGGCAUCAAAAGGCUUGAGCGAUCAGGAAGUAGUGUGUGUGUUGUUUCUGCUCGCCCCUGUGUGUGCGUUCACACAGUCGAUGCGGUGUGUGUUUACAGUGUUCAUGUUAACACACAAAAGGAGCGAAUGGCCAUCCAGAAGCACGCCAUGACCUCACAGCGCGUUAGGUCCCCUCAGAGGAGAGGCACAGCGGACUGAGCCCGCACCAUAAAGGGACUCUGUUCUCCACCAAACAUUGACUUAUUGUGUUGUUGCGUGGGCGCCGGGAUCAUUUGUAAACAAUACCAGCCUUGAUCCAGGGGCUGCCGUCCCUCUUCUUUUCUUUCGCCCAGCUCCCGGCCUGUCUGCUGUAACUCCUCUGCAAUGUUUGGGAUCGGAUCUCCAGACCCUAAUCUCGCACUACGAUCUGUAAGAGCAGGGUCACGUCACGGACUUACUGCCCUGAAAGCACCUCAAAGGGCGGCGGUUUGAAGGCUCGGCUCUGCUGCUAACUGUAUAAUUAAGACAUUCACAGCCAGCAGGCACAGAUUUAGACCAAAACAAACGUGUCAUCAUGUGUGGUCUGAUGACGUGACUGUGCAUACAUAAACGUGUGUGCAUGUGUGAAAAAAUUGUCAUUCCAGCACUGUGCGCUGUGGGUGCAGCGUGCUUUUGUGGGGUUUUUUUCUUUCGCUCUCUCUGCUAUUCAAAAAGCUUUCCAUUGUGGGCCGGCUGUGCUAAUUGCAGAUGGAGUGGUCUUGGCUAAAUAUUUAGUGACAGUUUUGAAAGGUUGAAAGAUGUGAGGAAGAGAGAGAGAGGGGGGGGAGGUUUUGUUUUGUUUUUCCUCAUGCUUCAUGAGUGCAUAAUGAAAGUCUCCGGGCUUUAUCAUUCAGCUGUUAACGGAGCCCCCCCCUCUCACUUCCAUCCAGGCCACCAUCAUCAAUACACCCCCCCACAUCUCUCCAUUGCUCCCAUCCCCUCCCCCAACCCGCCUCCUUUCAGUGCUUUUCCAGAGAGGGAGAAUAUCCUCCAUCAGGAUAGGAAUAGAGCACGAUAUAAAUAAAGCCAGAGGGAGGUAAUAGAUAGAAGAGGAGAGACCCAGCCAGAGCAGUGUUGGUGGGAGGGACUGUGCAUGAGGGGUGAGGAAGGAAGGGAGGGAGGGAGAGAGGGAGGGGGGGUGUCUUAUGCCGCGCAAGAGCUGUGCAACUUCUUGGCAGCAUUUCAGAAACGAGCCUCAGAAGCUUGGCGAGCCGAGCAGACAUAUUGAGACAAGGAUGGUUGCUGCGUCGCACAAAACCUAGCUCUUUACAGGAUGGUCGGGAGGCACCUCUCCACAGGUAUUUCACUACUCUGUUUCACCUCUCCACUUCUCUGCUGCUCCGGUACCCUGUUUUUUUCUCUCCUCUCUUCCUCAUCUGCGUUGUUUUGGUCGCUUGUUUUUACUCACUGUGUGGAUGAACAGCGAGCGCUUUCAAACGUUAAAGUGACAGUGCAUCGCUGGCAUGCGGUAUGGAGAUCUUCUGAUUUGUCUGUUUUAUUUCGAGGGAGACGUGCAUGCUUUUACAGCAGCAGUGGUGGAGCUGCAGACGGUAGCUCAGAGCCUUUUUGGCUGUAGUUCAGGACUGAGAAAAUGGCGGUCCUGCACUUCUCAGUGGAGUGACGCUACAGAACGACAGCACUGUGUGUGUCAGAAACACAGUGCCCUCUUUCCCCCUGUACUCUCUCACUGCGUCCACUCUCUCCUGUAGUUGCAAGCAUUGAAUUAAGCUGGAAAGCAGGGGGUGGUACACAAAUGCUGAUACCUCCCAAAAUGCAGUUGCGACAGCGUGUGCAUACAAACUACGCAUGCAUGUGAUCGACAAACAUGUAAACAACAAACCACUGCAGCGCACAGAGCAGCAGAAACGGGGCAUUUAGUUGGCAGCAGGUUCAUCAGUGCAGCAAUCAUGAUCUGCAGCAGGGAUUGUUUUAUAACCAACAUGAUCCAUGUGUACACAGGAACUCCUGGAGGCUAGCUCCACUCAGUCCACAGGGAGGGGAGAAAAGAGCUAAAGCGUUUCUUUUAGCCUGAUGUUUAGUUUCUAACCAGGUUUUCAGAGCUAGGCUAAAGUGUUUGUGCUUCACAUCAGGCAGAGGUCAUAACUGCAGUGCUUAAGGGAUCAGAAGUCGAAGAUGACUCAGUAGCGUGACCUCUGUCAUCGAUGAUGUCCUCCUCUGUGGUUUCUAAGUAUGGCGGUCCUUAAAGGUGUCUUGUUAAAGACAAAAGAAUAAAUUUUAUGAUCAAAAUGUAAAAAUAAAAGAUUUAUUUUCAUCGUCAUCAGUGUUUGGUUUUAAAGGUCAGAUGCACCAAAUUCCUCAAGCAGAAAACAGGCCAGACGUGCCAUCUGUAGAUAAACUUAAUAAUCUUUGAUUUAUCACAGCCAUAUAAAGCAGAUCAUUGUUACUGCUUUUAGUCAGUAUUUAUUUAUAAACAUACAGAUAAAAACUAUGAAAGUGUGUAGUAUUCAAAGAGAGUAAAUAUUCAACUUUUCAAUAGUUAUCGUGGUAUACCUUAUCUCCUCUCUAUAUUUGCUCUAAUGCGUGGGUGGUAUUUAUUUUCAUUAAUAAAGCAAUAUCUAUAGUCUUCUCAUGAAUGCAUAAGAAGACACCUUACGUGUUGCCAUGGUAUUUAACCUUACUGAGAAUGCGUGGGAGUGAUGACGUACAUAAAUUCUGCCUCUUUGCUCGUCUUCAAGCUUACCCUCACCUAAUGCCGUGUUUCUCCCUCUUACACAGAACUGCCCCCACAGAGUGGCCAAGGAGCCCAGUAUGAUAAUCCCCUCUGGGGACACCUGCCAGCCAACAGAAGUGCCACAAGUGCUACAUCUUCCACCAAUUUCAGUGGCUGGGAUCAACUGAUCAUCGACCAGAAGGACACAGAAGCUUGGCCUUCUAUUACCCUCAGCCAGAGCCAGGCCCCUCAAGGAGGAUGCCCUUUGGACACUGACCCUGGUCGCCGGACCAGCAGCAGCAGUAGUACUAGUAGUAGUUGUAGUACAGUGAUUAUGGCCACGGGGGCUAAUAGCCAGACAGGCCACUUCCCUGCCAACCAACUAAGCAGCAAGGCCAACAGUGUGCCCAGCCCUGCCAAUCAUAGUGGAACCAGCAUGCUCUCCAGCCAGGUUGCAGCCAGUCGCAGCUGGGGCUCUGGGUCUGGACCCUCCCAUUGCCCCCCUCAGUCCUCAGUGGGGAGUGAAGGGAAGAGUGACAGCCCGGUGGCUGGAGGAGGCAGCAGGGGCUGGGGCUCUUCUUCGUCAUCUUCCACCAACAACUUUAACUUGAACCUAAACCCCAGUGCCAACCCCUCAGCCUGGCCCAUGCUGGGACACGAUGGGGGCGGCACAGGGGGAGGCAGCUCAGGGGGAGCCAACACCAUUUCAACUCCUCAGCCCACACCCAACCUCUCCAACCCACCUGGCCCCCCACCAGCCCAGACCAGCACCUGUACUGGAGCCAACACUAACAGCAACUCCUCUGUGAUUGGCAGCGCCUGGGGUAGCAUGAUGGCCUCUGACACGUCAGAGCCACACCCCUCCCCGUCCACAAAUGUGUCUUUCAGUUCAGAACCUCAGAACCUUAAAACUGAUGGACCAAAUCACACUAACAAACAGGACCCCCCCAGCCCCAUUCGCAGUUUGCCUGGCUGGGGUAAUGCACCUGCAGGCCUGGGUUCAAUGGGCCAGUCCCAGUCAGGGGGCCCACAGGUCAAUGGAGAAGAUGGUAGUUCAGCAUGGGGUAACAGUGGGGACUCAAAGGCACCUUCAUCUAAAGAGGCACCUGGCUGGGACUCCGGCUGGGGCCACGGAGGAAGUGGAGCUGGAAACUCUGGAGGCUGGGGAGACCAGUCUAGCAGAGGCUGGGGAAAGCAGCACACUGAAGAGACACAGGGGGGCUGGGACGCCCCCAGCUCUCCCCCCCAGGAUGCACAGACCAGUCCCUGGAGCAGAGCAGUUAGCACAGCUGGUGCCAGUGAGGGGAGCAGUGACAGCAUGGAAGGACAUCCCCAACGAAGAGACCGCUCAUCCAGAGAUAAUCCAGCUCCUCUCCUGCCGGCUCAGGAUCUGGACCCCAGGGUUUUGUGCAACACUGGCUGGGGACAAACCCCUGUUCGUCAGCAUACCUCCUGGGUCAUGGACGAUACUACACGCAAGACUGAAGGCUCUGAGUCGUGGGGCUCUGGCCCAAGCACCCCGAGUGACAACCAAGGGCCCUCCAACACUAACCUGGGCCCCUCACAGAGGACUGACCCUGGGAGCAAAAACGAUGUGCCUGGUUCUCAGGGAGCUUCAGGUUGGGGUGGAGGCGUAGCUGCUACCAACCAGCCGAGCUCUGGUUGGGGAGAGCAACCCAACAACAUCAAGCCCCAAACUGGCCCAAGUGGCUGGGGGACUCCUCCGACAACAGGCCCCUCCACCAUGCCCAAGAAUGGGGGCCAGUCCUGGGGAGAGGAAAAGUCCACUGGAUGGGAUGAUCCUCACGUCAAGACCACCUCCCAGGGCUGGGGAGAUCAACCAAAAGCAUCUCAAAGCUGGGGCAGCAGUGGAGGGAGCAAUAAUUCAGGGGACUGGAGAGAAGCAGAGGACUGCAAGAAGAGCCCCACAAACCCCGGUUGGGAAGGGGAACCUGGAGGUUUGAAGGAAACUCCCCGAAGUUGGGGCAUACCUCCCUCUGGAUCUGGAAUAUCUGGAACAGGAGGAAACGGGGGCUGGGGUGAGCCAGUCGGCCAACGUACCAAUGGCCCUCCCCAAAGCUGGGGGCCCAGUGGAAAUAGUGGAGGAGAAAGAGGAGGAGGAGGAGGAGGAGGCAUGGGCUCUUGGGGGGGCUCAGGCUCAGUGAAGCAGGGCGCAGGCUGGACUGGCAGUAAGCAGGAAUCCUCAGCUGAGCCCACAGGCUGGGAAGAGCCCUCCCCGCCCUCAAUAAGACGUAAGAUGGAGAUAGAUGACGGGACAUCAGCCUGGGGUGACCCUGGUACCUACAACAAGGCAGUCAACCUGUGGGACAGGAACAAUCCAGGGAUGUCCCAGGCCAAAGUCCCACCUGGAGCCAAUAACCCCCCAGGCCCCAACAACAACAACAACAACCAUCCCUCUUCUCACAAUCACACCUAUCACGGCCCGCCUGCACCUUUACAGAACCACACUUCAAACUCCCAAAACCCAGGGCCCACGGGUGGACCCAUGGAUCCUGUCGUCCAACACCAGACUGGGCCGUCUCACAACCGGGGUCCCCUGAUAUCUCAAGGUAGGACAACCCAGUUUUCUGGUUUACAUAUCUUAUUUUGGUACUUUCAUCCCCUGCCUUUGAGGGACUUUAAGUUGGGCACAGCUUGGGGUGAUGUUGGGCACUAUAUAACGGUAUAUAUCACGGUAUGUUUUUUGCCCCUGUAAAUUCCAUUAAUGGCUUAAAAAUAACCACACUGUCGCAUUUGUUCAUUUUCCUUUUAUUUUUAAAUUUAAAUUUGUGAACAAAUGCAAACAAAAUGUCAGACCAGUUUGGCGAUUUUUUUUAUCACAUGGCGUACCUCUGGUGAAAGAUUCUGCCAAGUUCUUUUGUAUGAGAGGAGCUGCUACAGUUUUAGUUUUUGGUGCAGCAGGUGCGUCACGCAUCUUUUAGCUCUCAUAAUAGAGCUUGGCGUGUUUCAUCUUUUGGUGGUGGAAGAGGUUGCUGGUGUUAACUCCUCCAGCAAUGACAGCCACACGACACUCUUUGAUAGUAUUGUUUUUUUAUCAUUGCCGGAUUUUCUACAUCCAAAGAAUCUCCAGACAACCGAUGUUGUGGCUCGCGCUCUCUUUCGCGCCAUGACCACCACCAGUGAAGCUGUUUCUUCUUCGUCAAAACUAUGCCAAGCAGUCUGCUGGACACGCUGGUGAUUAUAGGGAGCGCACCCAAACCUUACCAAUCAAACGGAGCGAACAAACUCCGCAUGACACGCUGGUGAAUAUACGGAAGCGCACCCAAACGGAAGCGCUCCAGCUUUCCUGUUAGCCAGCGCAGACAACUACAUACUGAAUCAGAGAGAUGCAGCAGACAUCUUCUCUCUCUCUCUCUUUGGUAUAAAUGCAAAAUUUGUACCAAUAGACACCUUUAUACCGUCAUACCGCCCAACACUAGCUUGGGGUGUUACUUUUUACACAGCUUAGUGGAGAUAAAUGACCGAAGAGUCAGGUCUGUGUUAAAAUAUGGAUCAGCAUAAAGGUCUCAUUUAACUGGCUUCGACUGUAGGUGAGCCGUGUUGUUAGCGUUCACAUUCGUUUGAUUUCAGAUCUCUGACUCAGUAAAAUUAUGACUUUUUUCCCCUCACUGCUCAAAGCAAAGGUGUCAAACAUGAAAGCUGGUCGGUCAGUGAGCGCGGCGCUCUGCUGAGCUCCAAUCUGUUGAUCCACUUAAAGGUAAUACUUGACCUAGUUUGUCCUCUUUGGAUUUACAUGUAAUUCACUACACAAAUGAGUUAGCCAGCGCCGCCCUGUCUUCUCCAUGAGGCUCCUCAGAUUUCACAACACUGAACCCCUCUGUGCGGGUAACCCUGGCAACCCCUCAUGGGCACUCAGAGGAAGCACAAGAAUGCUGUUUACAAAGUGCCUCGUGAAAACAGCGAUUCACCACAAACUGUUUGAGACGGAUCGGAAGUGUGUGAUUAUAUGGGAGCCACCAUCUGUCAGUAUCUGAAGGGAGGAGGUGGAGCGAGCGUUUAGGCGCUGUGAGGGGUCAGACGCCCCCUGCUGUCCCUCACUUGACCCUGCAUACUGACAGUCACACUGGAUAUGUUUGCUGCCCAGUAAAACCUGAUAGCUGACCCUUGAACUGGCACAGCUCUUCGGGAGUUUAGAGCUAAAAACAAACAGGGUGAAUAAUAGAUAUAAAUUAGGCACAGCAGGAGGUGAGAAUGACUUUACUUUCUUUCACAUUAGAUGGUAGAUCGUAGUCUGCUUUUGGAGCUGCCGGCAUGAUCUGACCUCUCCCUGUAGAGAGAGCUAAGCUCAGCCUGGCACUGCCACUGGCCCCCAGACAGCACCGAGUCUCUGGUGCCAAGAGGGACCAGGGCUGUGCCAAAUCUUAAAUGGGCAUCUUCUCUGUGUGUCAAUGAUCCUGCUAAGCAAGCCCAGGUUUCUGCACGAGUGGCACUUCACACUCCAAAAGAGAAAGAUAAAUGGGGUCAUGAUGUGUGAAAGAGGCUCUGAUGGACUUGAAGGUCUGAUUUAUCGACAAAUUAAGUACCAAAAAAAAAAAGGUUUUUGCAAGUCUGUUAUUUGGAUUAAUUUGGAUUUAAACUUUAAAAUCUCAGCAGAUACUAAAGGAAACAAAGAAACUGAAAUCUGAUCUUUACAAAGGUGGUGAAGACUGAGAAUUUGUGCAGAUUUCUAACGAUAUGUUAAUAUUUUUGUGUCUCCUGCAGGUUGGGGAGAGCUUUCCAGCUCCCACACCAAAUCAGAGAGCUCUUGGGGGGAACCCGCUCCUGCUCCGGUCAGCGUGGACAACGGGACUUCUGCCUGGGGCAAGCCUACCGGCAGCUGUGGAGGCUGGGGAGACAACAACUCCGACAGCUACGGCAGGAGCAACUCGACGAUGACAACUGCAUCUUGCAAACCUGGUACACGUCUAUGAUUAUAAUAUGAGACCGUCUUAACAAGAUGUUUAACUUUAACAACAGCGUGUGUGCUCUUCACUGCUGGAAACAAGUUCAAUAACCAUCCCCUCAUGUCUCAAGGACAUUAAUAUAAUAGAGGAGAUGGAAGAGCUCCCACAAUCCCUCACAGAUAUCCACACUGGCCCCUAGUGGCCAUUUGAUAAACUUGUUCAGAAGAUGUGUGGGUAGAAAAGGAAAAGGUGUCAUAUUUUUAGUUUAACUGAGCAGUAUUUAGUUUUUUUCAGAACUCACCUGACUGGAUACUUGACUUUAACGGAAACAGAGGAUUUUAUAUGUUGGAGUGCACGUUUAUAACAGAAAUAAAUGCUUGCGUCGCAGUUUUCCACCUAAAGCUAUUGUCUAUCAUGCUGCAUUGUCUGAAUCGACUCUUGUGAUGUCUUCUCCAGCUCCCAAACCUAUGCAAGAUGGAUGGGGAGGUGGAGGUGAAGAGCUGAACCUGUCGGGCGGUCAGUGGGAUGCUGAGGAAGGGGACAUGUGGAACAGCACUGCCUCCCAGGAAAGCAACUCUUCCUGCAACUCUUGGGGCAACGCAUCUAAAAAAGCCCCACAGAAGGUGAACCAGGCCUGCUUCAAUCAAGUAAAACCCUUUACGUCUUUGAGAAACUAGUUUAAUAUUAUGUUUUCAUAGUUUGAGUUAGUGUGGUAUUAAUUUUCCAUCCUCAUUCCUCUCAGGUGAAGGUUCCAGUGAAGCAGGAAGACGCCUGGAUCAUGAAUCGUCUCAUCAAACAGCUGACAGACAUGGGCUUCCCUGUGAGUCCAGGAAUAAAGACUAGGGCUUUAUUUUCUUUAAUGCAUUUAAUUUACAUUUUAUCAAAAUAAAAAUAACAUUUACUCACAAAAAAACUCCAGAUCCGCUCCUUGUUUUGAUUUUCUGUAACCUCACUGACAUUUUCCUGUCUUUCUCCAGCGGGACCCAGCAGAGGAGGCUCUGAAGAGCAACAACAUGAACCUGGACCAGGCCAUGAGUGCCCUGCUGGAGAAGAAGACGGAGCUAGACAAGCGGGGGAUGGGGAUAACCGGCCACGACUACAACAACGGGCUCAUCAACAAGCCCAUGAGCUGCCCUCGGCCUCCGCUUCUUUCCAAAGACCCCUCAGCAGAUCCCCGCUUGCCCUUCAUGGACAAGGUAAAUCAGUGACGAGCUCAAAAAGAAUAAAAAGAUUAUGAAAUAUUUUUGGAUCUGAACGUUCAGGAAGUGUAGGAAAUAUUCCACUGAUGCUCGAUUCAUAAGAGAUUGAUUAGGAGAGGAAUUUCAGUCUGAGACUGCAGCUUUUCAGAGUUUUCAUCCAUCACAGUCUCCCCCUGCUGGACAUUUGAAGAAUACAGUUUCAUGACACAUUGAUUCUCUCUUUAUACUAACUCUUUGUGCACCAAAGAAAACCAUCUGAAGUGCCUAAACCUUAGUUCCCUCUCACCUCUGCAUGUUCGAAAGGACAGUUUCAGUUGUGCGAUACAUUUUUUCCUUCAAACACUCGAAUUUUAAUUUAACGAUGGUCUGGAUUUGUAUUGGAUUUAUAAAGUCGAGACUUUGACUCUUUCUUUUCUGUUCCUCGUCCUCCGUCCAGCAGAUGCAGAGUGGAAUGUUUGGCGGUGGUGGAGCAGCACAAACCCGGGCCAUGCAGCAGCCUCAGCCGCCUCCUCAGCCGCCAGUGCCGCCUCUCAGUUCCUCUCAGCCUAGUCUACGCGCUCAAGUGCCUCAGUUUCUCUCCCCUCAGGUACACACACACACUCACACACACACGCCUCGUUUUUGACUUACUACAUCAACACAUCUGUGAACUACUUUAAUGUAUGCACGAUAAAUAUUCAGCAUUCAGAUAUCGGCUUUAAGAAACAUCUAAUGUUCGGGUGGUGUUUUUUCCCCUACAGGUUCAAGCACAGCUCUUACAGUUUGCAGCAAAAAACAUUGGUCUGAAUCCUGCACUUUUAACCUCACCAAUAAACCCUCAACAUAUGACCCUUCUGAAUCAACUUUACCAGCUGCAACUGGUGAGUCUCAGUCAGCCCCAUCUGCUUCAAACUGAACCGCAUGUAUGAGUUAAACUGCAGUUAUCUGGGACCCCAAAACCCUCAAAGACAGAAUUAAAAGUUUUAUUUUAUUUUAUUUGGCCAAACAUAAACCUCAAAAAGACCAAAAGCAUGAGCGUCUCUUUUUUAAUUGGACUGUAAAUUUGCUCUCUCUAAUAUUUCCAGUACUUGUACUUCAAUCCGUCAGACUCUGUUUUAAGUAUUCAUGAGUCCUCCAGAGUUAUAGCAGCAUAAUUGACCUGCUAAUGUUUAUGUACUUGUUCCUAAAACAGGCAUACCAGCGUUUACAAAUUCAGCAGCAGAUGUUGCAGGCGCAACGCAACGUUUCUGGCCCCAUUCGACAACAAGAGCAGCAAGUAAGUAUCAACCCUCCUGCACAAAAAUCUACAUUUAUGUGAACUUUAGUUCUUAUUAGUCUCACCUAAACAUAUUUCCUUUGUUGUCUUCCAGGUUGCACGUACAAUCAAUAACAUGCAGCAGCAGAUCCAACAGCACCAGCGUCAGCUGGCCCAGGCCCUGCUGAUGAAGCAGCAGCAACAGCAGCCGCCCCCCUCCCACUCUGGCCUUCACCCUGGCGGGACUAAAUCCACCCUGGACUCGUUUCCAGGUCACCCCCAGGCUCCGGGCCUCUCUGACCUGCAGACCAAAGAGCCGCAGUCAUCUCCAAACACCUACAGCCCCUACUCUCUCUGUGAGUGGCACCAAACCUCUCCUCUCAUGGCAGAUAGAUGGAGUGUGUCGUGUUCUAACGUCUCUCUGUCCCUCCAGCUGGACUGAAUCAAAACAUGAAUGUAAACUGCAUGGAGGUGGGAGGUCUGUCCAUGAAGGAUCCUCCUCAGCCGCAGUCGCGCCUGUCGCAGUGGACGCAUCCCAACUCCAUCGAGAGCCUCUCUGGAAGCUCCUCUCCUCUGGAGCCCAACCUGGGCAAACAUGGUGAGAAACCCAACUGAAUCCUGGGUAAUUUAAAAGUGAGGGCCACCACUAGAGAAGGUACCUGUUUACCUGUUUUCCUCUUUACUUCUGUUUCUCAGGUGCCAACCUCGGCCCGCCUGGAAAGCCUCAUCAGCUGGAGGACUCCUACAGCCCCUACAACCUGAUGUCCAGCUCAGAGUCUCCUACCAGCCCCCUGGUCCCCCCUGACAGCUGGGGGCAGGGCAAGAGCAGCAGCGACAAGAUGGCCAACGGGACCAAUAUCAACUGGCCACCAGGUAAAGAGCUUUUAGCUGAGGACCAGAUCAUCGAUUAAAUGAUAGAUGGGAGAACAGAGGAGGAAGAUUGACGAGGAGGAACCAACAAACAGAUCUAACCCGGGUCCUGUGUGAGGACUUGUGAGUCGUGUAGGACCUGGACUGCUCCUCCUAUAAAGGAUUGUAAAACUAAAUGUCUCUUUUCAGAGUUCUGCCCCGGUGUCCCCUGGAAGGGUCUCCAGAAUAUCGACCCUGAGACCGACCCAAACGUGACCCCAGGCAGCGUCCCCAGCGGGCCCACCAUCAACACCAAUAUCCAGGAUGUCAACCGCUACCUGCUGCGGGACAGGAGCGGAGGUGAGAGCAGGGACAGGGUUCGACUGGAGGUUUCAGUGACAGCUGAAGUUUUGUCGAUCUUUUAACUUCUGGGACGUUCUAGAAAAAUCUUUGUUCAGUUUAAAUUCUGACAGUUUCAUUCCGCCGCUCCCACCAGACAUCCUGCUUUUCUUCAUUUUCCCUCUUUCUCGUGUAAUCACUGUCUGUUCUUCUCAAUCAUUUUUGCACUUUUUUUCCUUUACUCCAUUUCUUUCUCUCUUCUAUUUUUCCUUUUUUUGUUUGUCUCUGUCUUUUCUGUUUGUGUUGACGGCCUCCGCUCAGGCUCCUCUCCCGCUUCAUCUCAGAACGAGGCUCUGCCUCCCUCCUCUGAUUGGCCGGUCAGUGCCUACACUAGCUCGUUCAGUCUGUCGUCCCCGGAGGCAGACGAUACAGGUACACCGUUUGUCUGUAACCUCCUCCCCGCACGCUGCAGUGGCUCAAUCACUGCAGGUCGACUUAAUCCUCUCCCUCCUGUUACCGCAACGACCAGAACCUCAGCCAGUCUCUGCAGAACCUGGUCUCUCCUGGUCCUGAUUAGAUCUGAUCCUCUUUAGAGAUCUCUCCCUGCAUAUUUCCCCUGCUGUGGUGUAUUUAGUGCAUCCCCUCCUCUUGUCCGUGUGGCAUGGGAAAUAUUCGCUCUGCAGGUGGAGCAGCUUCACUUCUGUCACUCAGGUCUGCAGACUGACCUCUCCUCUCCUCGCUCUUUUCUCUGCAGGUAAACUCUCCGAGAUGAAAUCGACGUGGUCUCCAGGCCCCAUCUCUCACAGCCAGGCCCCUCUGUCCCACGAGCUGUGGAAGGUCCCACAGGGCACCCGGGGCAGCAACACGGCCCCCUCCCGCCCCCCGCCUGGUCUCACCAACACCAAGCCUUCCUCCACAUGGGGGGGCAACUCCCUGGGUCUGGCCCAGGGCUGGAGCAGCUCUUACACCACAGGUAGUCCUCAAAGUGGAACCUUCAGAGAAGCUUUUAGAGUUUGUCGUGAGAGUUUGAAGGAUUUAACAAACUAAAGAUUAGAGGCCAAGAAAUUUCUGUUUAUUGAUGAAUUGAUCUUUGCAAACAUCCGUGAUCGAGUAUCAGUAAACUUAGAGACAACUCCCAUUUCUGAGCCAGCUCUUAUGACGUGAAUGUGAGUCUGAGCUGCAGCGUGUGGAGGUGAACAGUGAGCAGUCUGAGUUUACUGGAAGAGCGAGCGUUGUCCUUAUGUGGUAAAAACCGCAGGCUGAUCUUGUAGGUUCAGAACAGACAGGAUGAACGACGAGCUCUUCUUCUUCUUCUUGUGGUUGAAAAACGUCAACUGUCACUGGGUGGAGCUUUUCUGAGCAGCAGAAAUCAACACCAACAGAAAAACUGACAUUUCUAAUUAUGAUGAGUUUCUGUUUCUGUGUUUCCGUCAGCCGGCACCACGUGGAGCACCGACAGCUCCAACCGGACCAGCAGCUGGCUGGUUCUGAGGAACCUGACUCCACAGGUGAGUCUUCACGUCAGCUGCUUCCUCUCACAUCUGACAGGAAAAGUGACUCCACCCGGAUUUAACGUUUUUUUUCUGUCUGUUCCAGAUUGACGGUUCGACUCUGCGGACACUGUGCAUGCAGCACGGCCCCCUCAUCACAUUCCACCUCAACCUGACGCAGGGCAACGCUGUGGUGCGCUACAGCUCCAAGGACGAAGCUGCCAAGGCUCAGAAGUCCCUGCACAUGUACGAGACCUCGUUAGAUGAUUUCACCUACUGUAGUUUUCAGUAUAUGUUUUUUUUUUUGUCUUUCGUGACCUUUUUUACGAGCCGUUCUUCUCGUCCUCCCUCAGGUGUGUGCUCGGGAACACCACCAUCCUGGCGGAGUUCGCCGGGGAAGAGGAGGUGAACCGCUUCUUUGCACAGGGCCAGCUGCUGGGCGGGACGACCAGCUGGCAGGCCACUCCAGGCACCAAUCAGACGAGGAUGGGCGGGACCGGGUCCGGCGCCUCCCAUCCUAUCGGUCACUCGCCUCACUGGAACAACAACAACGGCAGCAACAGCAGCAGCAGUAGCAGCAGCCUGGGAACGGGCGGCGCGAAGACGGGCGGAGAGUUGCUGUGGGGCGGCGUGCCGCAGUAUUCCAGCCUGUGGGGACCCCCGAGCGGAGAGGAGGGACGAGUGGUGGGGAGUCCGACCCCAAUCAAUACGCUGCUGCCUGGAGAUCUGCUCAGUGGGGAGUCCAUGUAGGAAGAAACAGAAAACACCAACAGGAGCGAAAAGAAAAAACUUUGCAAAUCAUUGUGGAGAUAAUCAGUGUGGAUGUGACGUGGAAAGGAGAGACGGGAGGAGGGCGGGGCCACAUCCUCGCUGCUCAUCCUCGCCAACCUCCUCGACUCCUUUUUCGGUUUUAAAGACAUUUCAUUUGCAGUUUCUUUAGCGAAUCUCAGCGAGAGAGAGAGAGAUCUCUCUCACAGCGUUCGGCUCUCGGAAAAACUGAAAGCGAACUUUUUACAGACCAGAACUCUGGAGAACUCGCUGCGCGUGAAACGAACACCAACUUUAGUCAAACUGACACGACGACGAGCUGCCACCUUGAAAAACUUGCGUAAUCCCUCUCUGCCUUUUGAGGCAAUCAUACUGCACCUCAGAGAUCCAUUGAAAGGCAUCAUUCCCAAAGUCUAAGAACCUUCAAUCAGAGCGGUUGUCGAACCUUUCGGCUGGUCCAGACUCAACAUUUUGUUUCUCUCUCUCUCAGCACUAAUAUUAGCCUUAACCUCUCUCCUGCCCUGCUUUCCUCACUCACUCUGUACUUGGUGAAGAAGCGUACGGACACUUGCACACCCUUAUUUCUGAGCCAGUGAAACCCUGAGUGGAGAGUACAUGCUGCUGCAGAUUUACAUUAGCAACCACAGCUCACAAACUCCAGUGCAUUUUUGCAAGCAGACCGAGUUCCCCCCACACGACGCUCAAAGGGAAUGAUGCAACUUUAUUCCACGUGUCCAAGCCAUUCGUUUUUGUAGUGGUUCUUGUUUUUGUUUUUUGAUUUUUCUUCGCAAACCAAGCUAAGAACUGAAACUGAAAUGUGUCUAUCAAUCUUACCUGGUGGGGUGAGAGUCCCGGGGGGCGUCACAUGUACAUUUAAAGACGGGAUGGAUGAAAACAAAUGAACCACUGCUAUUACUACCGAACUGUAAAGACAAAUAACUUCAAUGCACCUCAACUCAUCUGCGGGGGGGGGAAGAAACCCGCAGUGUGGUCUCAAAUCUCGGACCCUGUCACUGAUGUUGUGGAAAACCUCAAGUUGUAAAUGUUUCCCCGCCGGUGUGUAGUCAAAGAUCCCCGCCUCUUUCUCCCGCUCCACCUGCAAAAACACCAUUUCAAGUGACGUGCAAUAUAAGCCACAGACUCUACCGUCCAAGAAAAACGUACACGGGCCUCUCCGACAGAAAGAAAGAGAGGAGGAGACUAUAAGGAAUGAUUGAACUACUCCACCCCUCCACCCCUAAAACUGCCACUACCACCCUCCUCCUCCACCUCCCCUCCACCCUCCCCCCUCCGAGAGUGUGUGAGCUCAGGAGAGUAGCAAGCUGGUCUUCAGCCACCCUCUGUCCAAAACACAAAGCACUUCUUCAGCCAGCCUACUCUCCACACGUAUGCCAGUGACUAGAUUUGGGGCAGACGGAGGGACAAGUGUGUUAGUGUGUGUGUGUGUUUGUGUAUAUGUGUGUGUACGUGUGUGUGUCGGGGAGAAGGCGUCAAACCAAAACGAGAGGAGCCUGUCGUCCCCCUUUUACCCAGAAGACCAGAUCACCUUUAUUUUCUCGUUUUUUUCUGCCCAAGUCUUUUUUUUUUUGCAAAUGUAGAAAAGUAUGAAGCAAAAGGUUUGUGAAUCGGUGGUCGAUCAUAGCACUUAGCAAAAGAGCGCCGCGGCUCGUUUGACCCUUAAUGCCAACGACUAGAAGAAAAGGAGGAGAAGUGACACUGGCGAAUAAAAACUGACAAAAAAACAAAGACAAAAAAGCAAUCUGCUCAGUGGCUUCUCUCGAUACUUAUUUUUUGACUUGAUAUGGAUGUGAAGAUACUUUUUGUUUUGUUUUGUUUUUCUUUCAAAUCCUUCUUCCCUCAAGUUGGUGGGACCAGGAAGGAUGUCAAACACGGUAGCAAAGUGAAGGGAAAUACAAAGAACGAACUUACUCACAGACUGACGACGGGUGCGCCCGUCUCACCCUCUUUAUCAGAGUAAAUAUCACUGUUACAUUGCAUACUUUGAAAUCUUUAGCCUUGGUGUCUGGAAACACUCGACGUGUUCGUGUUCCACUGGGUCCAGCAGGGAGGACCGCCAUCUUCUUCAUCCUGUUUUUUUUUUUUUUGUUUUUAUUUUGUCGUCUUUCUAUUGGAGGCCCUGCCAACCUGUGUGAAAGUGUGGCCACUGAGUGCCUGCCUGCUGCCGAGCGCGGUGCUCUGCAGCAGCCUUCACCCCCCACGACUCCCACCCGCCCGCUCGCUCCUUCGCUCAUUCGCUUCCUCCCUGCGGAUCCCUACAAGACUGGCUUCCCUCCUCUUCCUCGCCCCCUUCCCCACCCUCGGCCUCCAGGCCCAGAGCAGCUCUUUCAGAACUGGCCCACCUGUAUUAAAUUUACUACUACUGCUGCGCCAGAGUCUGUCCUCACAACCUCCAACUCCACUCUGUCUCUGUCUCUCUCCUGCAAGGAUCACUUUAGCCAGAGAUAGAGGCAUUUUUGACGUGUUUGUUUUAUUUCUUUUUUUCUGGUUUUACUUAUGGAAUUUGCCAGUGUGCAUUUUUAUUUUAUUGUUGUCAUAAAGUUUGCUGAUAUUGUUGCUGUUAUCAUUGACGAUAUAUAUAGAUAAUGAUUGUUUUCUGACGAUGAUGAUGAUGAUUUCAUGGCUUUUUUUAACAUCGGUCUUUAUGCAGUGUUCAGCUUCUCUCCUGCCCCCUCCCACUACCUCCGAGGCAAACGCAGAGUGUCGUUUUCAGAGGUACGCCUCAGCUGUGCAGCACGGCCACACACACACACACACACACACACGCGCGCGCGGUAUAGAAGGUAUAGUGGGGGGGGUUUAGAAGAGUCAAAUCAAAGUGUUAAGAGAACGGUUCUCUCCUCCACCAAAGUGAGCCAGCUUCCUCUCGUCCAUCUCGAGGCGCCCGACCUCUCCUAACACACACACACACACAUGCGCGCGCAUCCUUUGGUGUGGAUGGGCCUCACUCACACUGGUGCUUUAUGUUUAACUCUGGGAGCACUCAGUUACACUUAGAACCGCCUCGACUGACGACAACAGCAGCCUUCCAUUUCUAUGCAAAAGACAAGGAGGUGUUUGUUCACAGCCAUCUAGAAAAACACAGCCAUUCGCCACAUCUGCCAAUCUCCACCCAGCUCCUCGACCUUUACUACCAGGCAGCUCCCCUCCCUCUCUUUAUCUCUCUCUCUCUCUCUUUAGUCUCCCACUGUGCGAACAGAGUUACAUGAUGACACUAACCUGACCUGCUGGAGGCACUAUUGGUUGGCAGAGUCUUCAGUCACGUGCCAACUGAUGUACAAAUAUCUUCUUCCACUUUUGCCAUAUCCUCAUUUCUCUUUAGCGUGACGACGGCGACGAGACUUUAGUUUCUUUUCUUGCUGCAGGAGGCGUUAGGAGUAGACGGGCAGGACAGGUGAACGGUGCAGGUAUUUAUCAAACAAAGGACUGGAAAUCUAGCGGAGAACCGGGCUGCGUGAGGAGGAGGAGGAGGAGGAGGGGCAGGGGCGGUCCCUGUAUGUGUCUGUGCACUGUUUAUGGGUCACAUCGGGUACAUCUCUUUAAAAACCAAAAACAUCUUUUUCUUUAUCAUUGAGGUUUUUUUUUUUUUUUUUUUGCAAAACUAGAAACUACAAAAAAAAAAAAACGUCUGUUCCAGCUGUGCACUCCGAGGCUGUGACGCCUGUUUUUCUCUGCGCGCUGCCGCCUUCUCACCCCCCCUCGUCCGGGCUGUUUUUGGCCCCCACGCACGGGGAAGCUGUAUCCAGGCGGUUCUUCAACGAGCCUCCGACCUGAAGGUGUCGCAGGUGGAUUUAUCACAACAGGUCAUUUCUGCACAUCUGGCUUCGGGGUCAGAGUCCACGCAGGGGACCCGGAGUAUCAGCAGAGACGGGGACUCACCUCAAAGUUCGGUACCAAGUCUUAAAACUUUUUGCCCUCUUCCAGAGUCGCUCGAGACUCGCAUCAUUCAACAAAACAAUCACUAUUGCCUGUUGUCGUCUGAUUGUGUGUUUGUUUGUUCGUUUGUUUGUUCCUGAAAACCUGCAUUUACUCCACACUGGACUUGAAUCAAUGAACUGGCGUUGGAAGCAGGGAGGCGAACAGAGCGGGAGGGCGGGCGACGGGGUCACGGAGGUCGGGUCUCAGAUGUGCCCUGGAUUUCUUGGCGCAGCACCAGCACUGAGAGCACCCGGCCCCCUUCCUGCUGCGCCCGCCUCCUGCACUCCUAUCUACCUGUCUAGUGUUGGAAAUCAGAUGCUCGCCCUUUUUUUUUUGUUGUUUUUUUUUAAUUCGCACGGACUCAGAGGCAACUGGAGCUCAAGCAAAAUCUGCGUCUCAAUCAUGGAUCAGACGGGGGGGCCCUGAAAAGAGUUGAAUUAGCAAAUCUCUAAGGCCUGGGUUGAAUAUGCACAUGCUAGUUCAUACACAGAAUACAACCAAGAGUACAGAACGGGUGUAUGCGUGUGUAUGACUAGAUCUCUCUCUCUGUUUUCCCCUUCAGCCCUCACCCUGCGUAUCCUCCUCCACAUUUUAUUUCCCAGAAGACAAGAUCAUAAACAUAUCAGAGUAAUACAAAAUAAUGAAAAACAAAUACUUGAAUCAAAAGAAGCGCCAAUAAUGUAAUGUGAACACUUUUUGUAGUGGUUUUUUGUCUCAUUCAUACACUUCAGAGAUUUUUGAUAGCAUCGGUUCAAGCGUGAAUCCAAUUUGAAAUACGAGUGUUGUUGAAAACAAAGAUCAAUAUAAAGGCAAAAUUUACAUCUGUUGUAUUUGAGUGUUUGCACAAGGCUGCUUGUACUGUAUGUGGCGUGAAUGAGGUUGAAUUUAUGCGUGAGAGCUCGUGAUUACAGCGGAGGAAUUUCCGCCUUGUGAUUCUUUUCAAUUCAGUAUACUUUUAAUGUUUUUUUUUUUUUCUUUUUUUUUUUCGCUUGUCAAAAAAUAUAUUCUGAUGUUAAUUGUUACUAGCCUCUAGCGUUGCACUGAGUGUCAGCCUCACCCCUCAUCCAGCUAAAUGAACAACAUGAUACAAGUACUGAGGGGGGACGGGGACAGUUCAUGUGUAAAUGUUUACUCAAGGACUAAAAAUAAGUGUGUUUUUAAAAUGUAAUGUUUAUCUACCUUAGUGGCUUUCAUUGUGGAAUAAUCCAAGAAAGUAUGGAUCAUAAUUGAGUAUUGCACCAUUUUUCAGACUGUAAACCUAAAAAAAAAAAGAAGAAAAUCGAAAAAAAAAUCACAUAUAUAUGAAAAAAUGCAGCAAAAAAAGUAUUUUGCAGACCUGUGGCCAUAGAUCGGGGUAGAAGGACUUCAGCUCCUCCAAAAUCUGAGCAACGGAGAGCGUGAAGGACGAGACAUCAGACUGAGCCUUGGCUUUAGGGCUCACUUCAGAGGUGCCUACCUUUUUGGUUUGUUAGCUUUCGUUCUGUUCACUCAUGUUGUUUUAUUUUGUUGUUUUUCCUGCAAGGCCACUGACAGUUUACAAAACACUUUGUUUUUUUUUGUUUUUUUGUUUUUUUUUCUGGAGUUCAGAAAAAAAAUCAGCGACACAAAAGAUUAAAACUAUGGGAAUGUUGGAAAAAGACAAAAAAAAGGACAAAUGCUUCCAUUUUUAAAGAAAAAGUGCAACACAACACUUCACAGAAUGAAGAAAAUUGUGCUACUUUCAGAACUCUGGGAUUGAACAGUGUUGUCUUGUUCUGUUUAACCUUCUUUUGUUCUGUGUCGAUGUUGAUUUCAUGGACUAUCUGAAGCCUGUAUGUUUUAUGUUGAUUAUAUAUAUUUUUCCUUUAUAUAAAAAAAGAGAAAAGAAAAGAAAAAAAAAAAGACAUAAUUGCUCACUAUCUUGCACACACACGAAAAAGUGGAUCUUGUCUCAGGAAGGCCAGGGUUCCAGAGUACCAACUCCACGCCAUUUUAAUGUACAUUUUUAUGAUGAGUAAAAAAAAAAAAAGGAUGAUUUAAAAGAAACAAUUCUAAGCACUGAAAGUUAUGGAUUUCGGAAGAAGAGAAAAUACCUUUGUUUCUAAAUCCGUAGCAGUUACAUAAUAACCAAAUAAUGGACUUUAAAUGAAAAUGGAGUGCUUUAUAUAUAAAUCUAUAUAUUAAAACUGCUUUACAUUUAAAACAAAAAAAAAAGGUCAAUGAUUUUGAUUGUUAAAAAAAGAAAGACAGUGAAUAACAUGCAAAAUGCUGUAUGUUUGAAUCUUUAUUGUGUUUUCUUAAUGAGGUCCCGUCCUGACUGAAUCAGGAACAUUGUGCAUUACUCUUUCUUUCCUCUCGCUCUUUCUCUCUCUUUCUCUCAUUCUCCCACAGCGGGUAUUAUUUUUAUUUUAUUAUUGAUAAUAGAGGUAAAAAAAUCAGACUUUUGUGGAAACAUUUUCCACAUUUUGGAGGAUGUUUGUAAAACAUGAGCUGGUUGUAAAGGAUCAUGAAACUAUGCACAAGUGUUGGGGGGGGUUGGAAGAUGGGGAUUUUAUGGCCUACUUCAUAGUGGCUGGUCUAUUGCAGGGGUUUUGGGGAUUUAUUGUUUUUAUUUUGAUUUCUAAGGAGGUGGAGGGGUGAUUCAUGUCAAGCACCCGCCACCUCCAGCUUCCUCCCCCUGAUUCAGAUUGACCUAGCGCUACAUCGCCAUGCUGUGUACUCCUAAAACCAAUGAGCGUCUCACUCUUUAGCACUGUGGGAUUCUAGCCUGUCACCCUCAAGGGGUUUUUCUGUUAUUAAAGGUUUUCUUGGAGGGUGGGGUUGUGGGUGGGUGGGGGGGUUUAAGGGUUUAGGGCUGCUUUUUUUUUUCUUUUUUUUUUUUGCCUUUUUUGUUUUGUUUUGAAAUAUUAAGUAAAAAUGUCUGUACUGAGAUUUAAUGAAAAGUCAGUGGCUUGUAAUGUUUUAUUUUUUCUCUCUGUAUAUCUCUUUCUCCUCAUAGAAUGUGAUUGUUCAAUGACAUGCACCGAAACAAAUCUUUUCAUGAACUAUGGAGCUUCUUUCAAAUAUUAAUAAAAUAGCUUUUUUCUUGGCUGUUGAAAAAA